Messenger RNA from Cydia amplana, 834 nucleotides. RefSeq names its product radial spoke head protein 9 homolog (gene Rsph9). The transcript has 2 exons. NCBI's taxonomy places the organism in Eukaryota, Metazoa, Arthropoda, Insecta, Lepidoptera, Tortricidae. Bases 10 to 825 code for a protein of 271 amino acids. Gene Ontology annotation, cellular component: axoneme. The record is from RefSeq and is a predicted model, not a curated record. Gene Ontology annotation, biological process: axoneme assembly; cilium movement involved in cell motility; motile cilium assembly.
AACAUAUCCAUGAAUGUCCACAAGCUUUGGGAGUUCCGAGAGUACAUGAACGUUAACGGCAUGAUGUUCAGCAGCGAACUGAUUUCCAUGCUGCAAAACUCCCUCACUAUGCUGCAGGCAGAGAACCACUUCACACACAUGCAGUACUGGGGACAGUUGUACGCCGUAGAUGGUGACUACCACAUCGCAGUUGGCAUAACCAAUGAUGCCGUGGCAGAUCGCAAAUAUUUUUACACGACCGACUUUAAGUACUGGGCUUUAUUGCCGAAAGCAAAACGACGUCACAAGUUGCUGUCGCUGCUCGCUACUUUUCCAUUCCGCGGAGAUCCGACUCUUAAAGUUAAAAUUUUAGACGAAGCUCUAGAAGAAAACAAUCCUGAACGCUGUCAGGUUAUUACAGAAGAAAGCAGGAUGGCGGGAACUAUUGCUAACAUUUGCGACGAAGCGGAAAUAUGCGCGAGAGGGCAGCUCAUCAAGCAACCGGAUGGAAAAGCCGUCAUCAAUCCAAACUUUUACGGACUAACUGGUUCCGAAGCUCAACAGUUAAAGUCGUAUCUUCAUAUACGUCCGCCGCAGCAACAGUGGAAUUCCAACCUUCUCAGCAGGCAAGACUAUAACUAUAGUAUGGAUUUCCUUGACUCCAUCGACCAGGAUAUACCUAAUGGCUGUUGGAAUUUGAGUUUAGAACAAACAGGAAGCGUUGCGUAUCUGAAAAGCUUGUACUGGCCUGGAAUGACAUAUUUCCAUAAGGUUCGAACCCCUGACGCCGGUUUUCUAUAUAUAGGCAACGGCCGUAAAAAUCUAGAUGUACCAUUUUUGGUUUAAACAAGUUUG